AUUAUUUUUUUUCCCCUUUUUCCUAUUUUGAUUUCCAUUUUUUGAAUGAGUUUUCAGUUUUCACCCUUGAGCGGCCGUAGUCCCGUGCGACUAAGCACUGUUCCAAAUCCCAAUUCAAAGCGAAAUCCCUGAGGGAGACCCGCAGUUGAUCUGGCAGGGGAAGAGAGGAUGAGGGAUAGAGAGUUGUUUGAGUUUGGUAUUACUUUCUCCUCAACAAUUUGCGAAAGAAGAACCAUGAAUAAGCCACUUCUGUUCCAGGUGUGACUUGAACUGUUUGCAUUAAGAACUGUGACAAUGGUAUUGAUAAGUGGCAACAACAAAAGUGUUUUACAACAUCCAAGUGAUGCGAGGUCAAAGGCACAAGGUGUAACGGUGUUUCACAAUCCCCAUCACCAACAAGGAAGCAAGAACACUGAAACCAGGCCAUCGCAGCACUUGCUCAACUCAAACUUGGCCAAAGGAAUGGCUACGCUAGAUGAAUUCAAGUACGGUUUUCCAUCGGAAGGCCUCUCGACUACUUCAAAUAAAUGGUGGGGAAGCAAUGGUCCUGCUGAUUCUCCCAGCAAGAAAGCAGACGGAGUUGACGUCUGCAAACAUGAGAAGGGUAAACUCGAAGAGAGUGCAAAGGAAGAAGCUGACACAGAGAUGCCUGGAGCCGGAAAAGAGGCCAUGAAAACUCCUGAAGGAGCUGCUUCAUUGACAGGCAUAAGGAAAAGGGCUGUGGAAGAAGGACGAGAAGCACUUAAACUAGGUGUCUUUCGAGGCUAUGGUGUAAAAAAGCUUGGAAAGAGAGAGAGAAUAAUGCUUCUUCAAAUAUUCAGUUCUUCGUUGCCAAAUUCAUGGAUGCAUGAUUCGUAAGUUAGGGUGAAAUCUGCAACUGUAAAACUCAAUUUACUAUAUCAUUACAAAAUCCAAUCCAAAUCUGGGAGUUCCUUCUUGCUUGCUAA
Prosopis cineraria is the source of this 947-nucleotide messenger RNA. RefSeq lists its product as uncharacterized. The record is from RefSeq and is a predicted model, not a curated record. The transcript has 4 exons. The coding region runs from base 295 to 858 and encodes 187 amino acids. Lineage: Eukaryota; Viridiplantae; Streptophyta; Magnoliopsida; Fabales; Fabaceae.